This is a messenger RNA of Chaetomium strumarium, 1745 nucleotides long. RefSeq lists its product as uncharacterized. The transcript is spliced from 3 exons. The record is from RefSeq and is a predicted model, not a curated record. NCBI's taxonomy places the organism in Eukaryota, Fungi, Ascomycota, Sordariomycetes, Sordariales, Chaetomiaceae. The coding region runs from base 322 to 1458 and encodes 378 amino acids.
ACCCUGUCCCCGACAUCUCGGUGGUCUUCACCUUGGAUAUCCAUGAAUGCUCUCUCUCGAUGCUUAAAUGAUAGACAAAUCGCCGUCACAAGAUUCUUCACCGAACAUUGCCCCAUGUAAUGCAGCAGCUGUUUUCGUCUCACUUUCGUCCACUGGGGGAUAUUCACUGCAGCCCAGUGCUAUGACAUAACGGCCCGUCGGAGCGCGCUUCGGAUAGUGUGCAAUCGAGCCGCGCAACGGAGCUGACUGACUGUCGAGGAACUACCAGCGUCUACAGGUCUGCCGGCCAGAUCGCUUAUUAUUCCAUCACGGGCAGCACCUAUGGCCGAGAGAAGAACGGCAGAAGCUGGGCCGUCUCGACACGCGCACUCGACACCAGCGGCUUCAUUCCCGACACACAACUCGCCGCGCACGUGGUUCCUCACUUCAUCGCUCUCGCCUUUGUGCAUCCGGCUGAUCCGGCUGCUGCUGGCGCACGGCGACUACGUGGUGGCCUGCUUGCCGCCCGCCGAGAUUGAGGAUGAGGAGCGGAGCGCCGAGUUCCGCGAGCUGGUCAACGAAUGCAAGAGCACGCGCAAGGACCGCGAGGGAUGGAAGGACCGCAUCCGCACCAUCCGCUGCGACGGCCGCGCCAUGGGCCAGUGCGGUGCCGCUGUCGCCGAGGCCGUGCAGGUGUUUGGCAGGAUAGACAUUUUGCUCCUGUGCAAGUUCGAGGCCGUCAUCGGCACCGUCGAAGAGCUCUCGGCAACGCCGGCGACCCGCAACCUCGUGCGCGACCAGUUCGACACCAUCUUCUUCUCCCAGAUCAACUUCAUCAAAGCCGCGCUGCCCCAGCUGCGCGCCCAGCACACGGGGCACAUCAUGAUUCUGACCAGCAUCGGCGGCCACAUCGCCACGCCCUGCAUGCCCAUGUACUCGGCCGCCACAUGGGCCCUCGAGGGUUACUGCGACUCCCUCGCGUACGAGAUUGCUCCUUUUAACAUAAAAAUCACCAUCGUGCAGCCCAACAAGGAGAUCCAGACCCUGACCAACAAGGUCAUCUUCGCCCCACAGCUACCAUUCUACGACGCCGAGAUCAGCCCGGCGCCCAGCAUGCGCGAGAUGCUUAGCAACGUGCUCAAUGCCAACCCUGAGACCGCCAUUGAGCCGUCCGAGAGUGAGAUCCAGUAUCGCUACCCGCGCCUGCCGGCGGCGGCCUACGACAAGUUGGUUAUGGAGACGGUGCAUGCACUGACGGCCAUUGGGGGGCAUGAGAACCCGCCGGCGAGGCAUAUCGUGGGCUUCGAGGGCGCCGUGGCGGUCAAGGAGAAGCUCAAGACGGUGACGGAGGAGCUAGAAGAUUUCGUCGAGGCUAGCCUGGCCGUGGAUAUCUUUGAGAGCGAGCUCAAUGCCGAGGCCAGGCAGGGAGGGUCAACGAUUGAGGCUGCUGCCCAGGGUUCUGUGUCGGGAAUAAGUUGAAGGCUAAUGGGGUCAUUGCAUGAGAGAUGUACCAGAUAUGCUGAGAUCUAGGAACCGGAGACGGUUCAUCAUAUGCGGAGCAGAGGUUAUUACGUGGGUUCUGGUUGAGAAAAAGGUGCAGCUCGGGUGCCAGUGCUUGAUACCAUAUUCUACUAGCCGUACAUAUAUUGUUGAACGUACUGGAAUAGUAUGGAAUUAUGACGGUUCGUAGCCUGGAGCCGAGGUCAGACUAAUGGGAUUUUUAGCUACCUACCUAGGUACCUUAUUAACCGAAGUUCUAUGAUUGC